Messenger RNA from Penaeus vannamei (Pacific white shrimp), 587 nucleotides. RefSeq lists its product as uncharacterized. The record is from RefSeq and is a predicted model, not a curated record. Lineage: Eukaryota; Metazoa; Arthropoda; Malacostraca; Decapoda; Penaeidae.
GUCUCACUGCUUGAAUCCUGAUUACUGAAUCGUCAUGGCUACGAAGGCUCUGAUCUUGGCUCUAGCCGCCCUCACCGUCUUGUGCCUCAUGGACGACGCCCGUGGCGCCGUUACCCACCGCCACGCCCUCCAUCCCGCCCACUACCGCUCUCCAUACUACCACCACUACCCGUACCGCCACUACCCAUACCGCCACUACUACGCCCACCCUCAUCCCCACGCCCUUCACCCCCACCCCUACGCCCUCCACCCUCACCGCCACGCCCACGCCACCAGCUACGUCCGCGUCAACCUCGGGGCGCCGGUGGAGGAGGCAGCCGAGGAGGAGGUGGAGGUGGAGGCGCAGGAGUCCUAGAUAUUGGAGCGAGGAUCAGAUCUCGGAUGCUGCUGCUGCGGAGUCCAAGUAGAAGCUGCAGUCACAUGUCCAGCUCAUGUGGCUGUAACUGCAGUGCUGACUGGCGUCUCCGAAGGACAGCAGGAAGGAGAUCAGGACAGGGAGGGAGAGGAUGGAGCGUCUGCGAGGUUCGGACGCCCAUCUUGCCCUCCACAGCAGUGACCUUCUUUACUGUAAACAAUAGAGAAUAAAU